This is a messenger RNA of Sungouiella intermedia, 1158 nucleotides long. The record is from the annotation of a GenBank genome assembly. Lineage: Eukaryota; Fungi; Ascomycota; Pichiomycetes; Serinales; Metschnikowiaceae.
AUGGAAAAACGAAAAAGCCGAUCGCUAGCGUCAAUAUACCGUAAGCCUCUUCCCGUAUCUUUGUCCGUGGAUGAGGAAGGACAGUUGCCCCCCUUGAUUGUCCACAAUCCACUUUCGUGGGUUUAUCUUCUCUGCCAAAUGGCGCGUAUUUAUGUACAAAAGCCUCAGCAAAUGUCAAUUCCGAUGAUUCCAGUGGAAACUUAUAGGUCAGGAGGGAUGGUGACGUUUGCUGUGCGACAGGAAGCCGACAUGGAAAAGCUCUGGAAGGAGGGUUUCUUCGGUAAAGGUACUCUCUCUAGAUCGGAUCCAUCUUGGAGACAACGAGUACUGCGUAGGCUUAAACUAGACAGUGGCACCAACUCGGACGUGAGCAAUGAGGAAGUGACCCGAGUUAGGCGAGAAGAGCGGAAGAAGUUCAAGGAACUUCGUAGUGUUUCUCAGAAGUAUGAGAUGAUGGAGCGCCAGAAUAAAUUAGCAGACGAAGAUCGCACUAAAUGGGAGCAGAUCAAGGUUCAAUUGGAGGAGAUGAAGAAUUGGAAGCAAGACUUCAAGGUGGAGGCUCUAGAGGAGGAACAGAUACGGAAGGAAGAUUCUCAGUUGUUGAAGAAUGGAAGUUUGAAAGAGAACUUGGAGUUUGUGCAAUUACAGAAAGUGGAAGUUGUAUUUCUUUCGUUGAUGGGCGUGGUAAAGGUGACCAACAACAGCAACACUCAGGAUCUGGAAAAAUCGCUUACCUUCUCACAGAUGCUCACGCUAUGUUGCGGACAACCUCAUCCUCAGAGCAAGUUCAUGCUCGAUUACGUGGUUUACCAUCAUUUCCGAAGCUUGGGCUGGUGUACAAGAAGCGGGAUCAAAUUUGGAUGUGACUUCCUCCUAUACAAGAGAGGUCCUCCGUUUAUGCACGCAGAGUAUGGAGUGAUGGUUAUCAAUAGUGAUGGACAAUGGAAGUCAUGGGAAGAUUUCAUGGCGGUGAGCCGCGUGGUGGGAGGAGUGCGGAAGACAAUGGUUUUAGUUUUUGUUGAAAGUCCGCUGGCGGAACAAUUCAACAGGGUUUACAGGGAUGACAUGGAGGAGACAGAUUUUGUCCGGUUAUUAAGUAUGUAUAAGGUUACUGAGAUGAUCAGCAAAAGGUGGCUGCCCAGUCGGACAAGAGAUUAG